AUGUUUGAGACCCUUAUUAACACGAGUGCAUCAGAUAUCAGGGGAGGAAAAGGCCCUGCCGCAAAUCUUUUUGUUAAUACAAUCCCGAAGCCAGUACCAGCUGCUGGGGAAGCCCUAGUGAAAAUAAAAGCGUUUGGUUUGAACCGGAUGGAUCUGCUUCAAAGAGAAGGGAUGUAUCCGGUCCCUCCUAAAGCCCCCAGCACACUUGGCGUGGAAUUCUCCGGGGUUAUUAAAAGCUUGGGUGGUGGGGAUUGUCUCGACUUCAACGUCGGAGACGAGGUAUUCGGAUUAGCCUACGGCGGGGCAUAUGCGGAGUAUAUUUCGUCAUCAGUGCAGACGCUACUUCAUAAGCCGGUUGAGCUCUCCUGGGUAGAAGCUGCAGGAAUACCAGAGACAUGGUUCACAGCAGCACAGGCCAUGUAUCUAGUGGCCCAGUUCGAACCUGGUAAAUCAAUUCUCUGGCAUGCCGGGGCAUCAGCCGUUUCCAUAUCUGGCAUCCAGCUCUCAAAAGCAGAUAACGCUAGUAGUAUUUACAUUACCGCUGGCUCCCAAGAAAAAAUCGAUUUCUGCGUCAGUACACUUGGUGCAACAGCUGGAUUUAACUAUAAGACUCAAGACUGGGCGGCGGAGGUAAAGAAGGCCACGGGUGGUCGCGGUGUCGAUGUGAUUAUCGAUUUCGUUGGCGCAAGCUAUUUCCAAGGAAACCUCGACGCGGCCGCGCUGGAUGGCCGCAUUGCCAAUCUUGCUUUCUUGGGGGGCACAAAAUUGCCUGCCGGUGUCGAUAUCAGUGCAUUUCUGAGGAAGAGGUUGAGGUACGAAGGCAGCUCUCUGCGAAGCAGGGACUCUGCCUACCAGAGACAGCUUCGCGAUCUGUUGCUAAACCGCGCAAUGCCUAAAUUCAAAGAUGGGACGUUCAAGGUAUACAUUGAGGAAGUUUUCCCUUUUGAGAAGGUUGUUGAUGCCCAUUUGCUUCUGGAAAGCAAUCAGACCAAAGGGAAAAUCAUCUGUACCAUCGGAGAGGAUUGA
This is a messenger RNA of Paracoccidioides brasiliensis Pb18, 1026 nucleotides long. RefSeq lists its product as uncharacterized. The transcript has 3 exons. Bases 1 to 1026 code for a protein of 341 amino acids. The record is from RefSeq and is a predicted model, not a curated record. Gene Ontology annotation, molecular function: oxidoreductase activity.